AUGAAAACAACAAUCAGCACAUUCCUCCUUUGCGGACUGGCUGCGGCAGCCACGCAGCCCAAUAUCCUAUUUAUUCUUACCGAUGAUCAAGAUAAAUACAUGGGGAGUAUGGACUAUAUGCCUCAUCUGCAGAAAAAAAUUGUCCAAAAAGGAACCAACUACGAAAAGCAUUUCUGCUCGACUGCUCUCUGCUGUCCAUCCCGGGCAAACAUCUGGACUGGUCGCAUGCCGCACAACACCAACGUGACGGAUGUCGGUCUGCCGUAUGGUGGAUACCCGAAGUUUGUGUCUGCAGGAUGGAACGACAAUUACCUCCCGCUUUGGAUGCAAGACGCUGGGUACAACACGUAUUAUGUUGGCAAGUUGUGGAAUGCGUUUACUACUGAAACGUACAACAAUCCACCUCCGAGAGGCUUUAACGGAUCGGAUAUCCUCGUUGAUCCAUGGACAUAUCAGUACUACCUACCGCGAUUUACGCGCAAUGGUGGUAAGCCGGUUGCUUAUGAUGGGCAGUACAGCACGGAUGUGAUUAGAAACAAGUCACUAGGAUUCAUUGAUGAGGCUGUGUCUCACAAACAACCCUGGAUGUUGACUGUCGCACCGAAUGCACCGCAUGCAAACGGCUCUACCAACCCUGCCAAAGAUAUAAACUGGUUCGGUGAAGCUGAGUACCCAUCCAAAUACGAGAGUCUGUUUAAAAACUACAAAAUCCCCCGAGAUGCCAGUUUCAACAAUCUCAUUGAGGGAGCUGUUAGCUGGACUGCGGAAUUGCCCAAGCUGAACCAAACUGAAAUUGACUACAACGAUGAAUUCCAGAGAAAGCGAUUGCGAGCUCUUCAAGGUGUUGAUGAGUUGAUUGACAGUCUUAUCACGAAGCUGGAUACUGCUGGUGUGCUGGACAACACGUAUAUUUUCUUUGCUGCAGAUAAUGGUUAUCACAUUUCGCAACAUCGGAUGAGGCCCGGCAAGAACUGCGGUUUUGACACCGAUAUCAAUGUCCCGUUGGCAAUCCGUGGUCCUGGUAUCCCCGAGAACCAGACUUUGAGUCUUGUCACUAGUCAUACUGAUCUCGCCCCUACUUUCCUGUCCAUUGCUGGUGCAACCAAAGAUGGCUUGGAUGGUAAGAAGAUUCCAUGGACUGCGGAUGAAGAUCCGAAGACAAGAACUGAGCAUGCUGCUAUUGAAUACUGGAGUAGUGCCAUUGCCGAAGGUAAAUAUGGCUGGUACAGCAAUGACAUCGCCGGCAAUGGAAGAUCAUGGGGUAACAACACCUACAAGGGAGUGAGAUUGGUGGCAGAUGAUUAUGCUCUCUAUUACUCAGUUUGGUGUACCAACGAGAAGGAAUUCUACAACACAAAGGCCGAUCCUGCCCAAACCAUCAACCUGGCGGCCAACACCGCAAAGCACGCAGACUACAAAAUUGCAAAUAGGGGAUUGGACCAGAUCAUUCCCCGUCUUGAUGCUCUCAUGAUGGUCCUCAAAUCUUGCACAGGAGAUGCAUGCCGCGACCCAUGGAAGCAGUUACACCCUGGUGGAAAGGUUCAAAGCUUGCCGGAUGCUCUUGAUGCCAGUUUUGAUGGGUUCUACUCGAGACAGCCCAAGGUGUCGUUUUCCUCGUGCGAGCCUGGUUAUCUCAUUUCCCGUGAAGGACCUCAGAAGUAUAACGUCUAUGGAGGUGGAACUGGGGGUGGUAAGAGUACAAGUGGUGGAAAGAGACGCAGUUGGUUUGGCUGGUGGUAA
This is a messenger RNA of Aspergillus wentii DTO 134E9, 1740 nucleotides long. Its product is annotated as sulfatase family protein. Gene Ontology annotation, biological process: phenol-containing compound metabolic process. Lineage: Eukaryota; Fungi; Ascomycota; Eurotiomycetes; Eurotiales; Aspergillaceae. The record is from RefSeq and is a predicted model, not a curated record. Gene Ontology annotation, molecular function: glycosaminoglycan binding; arylsulfatase activity; N-acetylglucosamine-6-sulfatase activity. Bases 1 to 1740 code for a protein of 579 amino acids. The transcript has 5 exons.